Molecule: messenger RNA, 303 nt
Organism: Rotaria socialis
Lineage: Eukaryota; Metazoa; Rotifera; Eurotatoria; Philodinida; Philodinidae
Source: the annotation of a GenBank genome assembly
AUGGAACAAGAUUCGUCAAACAAACUCGAUGUUGUUUCAAUGGUCAUUUGGUUAUCUACCGGCAAUGGUAAAUUUUUUGAAUUACAUGGUUCUCGUGAAAUAAUCAGACAAGUUUUACCUAAAUCAUCGGAGACUGCUUUUCGUUGGGGUUAUUAUAAUUCACCGGCUGAUCCUGAUCGACAAUCCUAUACUCAAGUACUUGAAGCUUUCCUUCAAGCAGGUUUUCAUAUUGAAGGUUCAUCAGGUGCAGGUACACAAGGUCUUCUUCGCACGCAAUAUAUUCUUGUCAAACGUAGUUCUUGA